AUGGCGAACGUUCGGGAUAGUGACACAUCGUUGUGGCUCCACAAUAAACUCGGAACUUCGAACGAUUCUUGGACAACCGGCUCAAUUUGUACACAAUUAAACGCUGAAGUUUUGAAAAAUAUAAAGGAUUGUUUCCCAGAUUUGCAAACACAAGUGAAACUAAAAUUAUUGCUAAGUUUCUUUCAUAUCCCGCGCAGAAAUGUUGAAGAGUGGAGGAAUGAAUUGGAAGAGAUUAUCGAGGUUGCAGCAGUCGACUCAGAUCUCUGGGUGGCGAUGCUCGCAGAAGUCCUUAAAACAUUCCCUUCAGCCGGGACCCUUAAUACAGAGAUAGCAGAGUUUGACGAGACGAGGCCUAUCUUCAGUGAUAUGAUCGGCGAGCUAAGAAGAGCCUUAGCUAAACAUUCAGACCUUGGACUGUUACCACUUGAGUGCCUUUAUUUAAAUAAAAAUGCCUUAGUUUCUGUGGUGGGACAACAACCCAACCCAGUGAAGCACUUCACAUUGAAACGUAAACCGAAGUCAGUGGCGCUGCGCACGGAGCUUCUCAGCAAGGCGGCCGAGGUGCAAGCCAACCAGAAGAAAGCGCAGGCGCCCACCGUGCCCGUGCGCAGCCGGGGCAUGCCCAGGAAGAUGACGGACACAACCCCGCUGAAGGGCCUGCCGUCCCGCUGGGCGGCCCGCAGCGGCGCGCGAGCGCCCCCCACCGUGCGGCCCCCCCCGCGCUCCGGCAUCAAGUUGCUCGACAUCACGGAGCAGCCCGCCACGCACGCCCAGAUCAAGAAGCGCAGGAAGCUCGAAAUGGAGGAAGGUUCAAAGAAGGCUCCCCCAGCGGCGCCCUCGUCUCCGCCGCCUGACUACGCCAAGGGACUCAACAACUUCCAGAUGCCCAAAGCGGAUGAGCCACCACCCAGCAACGAGCCUGCGAGUGAGGCGGACGGUGUGGAGGGCCCGGAGGGUGCGGAGAGUGCGGACAGCGUGGAGGGCGCGGAGAGUGCGGAGAGCGCGGAGGGAGAGAGCACGCCCGCGCCCGCGCCCGCGCCGCUGCUCGUGCAGCAGGGCUCGGGUGCGAAACCCAUCGUGUUGGGACAGCAGCCCAAGCUGCUGUUGGCGGGCCAGGCGGGCGGCAAGCCGGUGCUGCUGGCGGCGCAGGGCUUGCUCAACACGUCGGCGGUGCUGCUGCAGCAGGGCGGCAAGGCGGUGCUGUUACAGAACAUCAAGCCGAUGGCACAACAAGUUGUACAGCAGACACCGCAGAAUAUACCACAUCAAAUAACACAUCCUGCGGCGCCGCCCGCGCCCGCGCCCCCCGCGCCGCCCGCGCCCGCCGCGCCCGCGCAGACGCCGCUGCUGCCGCGCCGCGGCCUGUCGCUCACGCGUGAGCAAAUGAUGGAGGCCCAAGACAUGUUCCGGAACGCAAAUCGAGUCACGAGACCUGAAAAGGCGCUCAUUCUCGGCUUUAUGGCUGGUUCCAGAGACAACCCAUGUCCGAACCUUGGCAACAUAGUUACGAUAAAGCUCUCAGAGAACAUAGAGAAUGUUCUACAAUCAGACGACACGUACCUCACGAUGCUGUCCGAGAUGCACUUCCAAAUGAACUACAACAACGGCCAGUGGACGAGACUCAAAAAGUACAGACACAUAGACGGCAUGGUCCCACAGAAGAUCCCGCCCGGCUCUACGGUGAUAGCGGCCAACAACCAGCAGCCGGUCGUUUCCAUCGCCAACCAGAGUGUCAGUUAAGGUUUGUCAUGCCCCACGUCGUUGUUCUUGCAAUGUGAUAUAAUAAAGUGUUAAAGUUGAAUGUGUAAUAGGAUAUUAAUACAAUUGAUUAACGAGGUCUGCAUUGUGUUUAGACUCGGUGGCCUUCUGACCGGAUCCGGAGAUGUUGCAAUCACAGCGAUAAUUGUUAUCAAUGUGUGAACGUUGAAGUAAUUUUAAAUGAUUUCGAAUUCCAGGUGAUUUUAAAAAUAAAAACUGGACUUGAAUUUAGUUUAAUUAGGAUUCAGAUUAUUUCGUUUUACGAUUUAAAAAAGCGUUAUGUAUUUUCUUUUUUUUUAUAUAUAUAUAUAAAUUUUCGUGAGUCGAUAUAAUCUGUUCCAGAAAUACUUGUAUAUGUUAGUUUAGUUGUUUUUGUAUUUUUUAAAUUAGAAUAAUCUGUGAAGUUUUGUUGAUCUCAAGGAUGACUAUUCUUGGCAUUAUUUCAGUAUAGUUUGUGCCAAAAUGAUUUUCAAAAUUAUAAACGUAUAAUUAUUAUAGUUGCUUAGUUUUGAAUAGCUUGAAAAAUUUAAGGCGUUUUCAGAUGUGUCGCUCAUACACAUUUUAUUAUAGACUAGAUAUCCAACGAGACGCAUUUGUUAACGCCUUACGAAAUUCAUUUUUACUAUCUUAACGUUUAAUAAUAAAACGCUUUAACUUAUGCCUAAAGAGCCUUGUAAUUAGCGUCAUAAAAAAAACCACGAUAUUUACAAACUAGGGAUAUACAAAAUGAACGAAAGUUUAAUUAAAAAGUUAAAUUUGAAACGAAAUGCAAUACAUUUUUUUUCCUAUAAAAAUAUGUUUAUUUUUAUAUAGUCAAUCUUAUGUUGUAAAGCAUUUGUUUUAUAUUCAAAUAAUAAUAAAUAUUCUCAGCAAAUUUAAAUCAAAGUAACAUCUUCUCCAUGUUUUUCUUUUAACGCAAACUUCAGGUUUGCUUAAACGAAUCGGACUUUUAAAUUUAGGAAAAUGUAUCUAUUCCAUAUUUUUUUCUUAAACUAUAUAACAAUUAAACAGGCUAAAGUAAAUAAUAUAAAUAAAAAAUAAAUAUCUCAUCGUAUCUGUAUCUGUACGGCUUAAUAUCAAACAGUACUGAACUAUUUAACUAUUACUGGCAAAUAUUUCGUAGUCUAUGGUCGAGACGUAGGCGGUAUACCAUACAAGGCCUAAAAUAUUUUGUUAUCUGUAUCAGGUAAACUCACUAAAAAUCAUCUAUAGUUUUACAUUCGACCAAAACUGCAAAUAAGUUUUUAAAGUUGUAAACGAAAAACUUUGAUGAGUACAGACCUGACCAUGGCGACCACAAAGGGAGUCGAACUGUGCAGGGCACAAGCUUAUGCGCAAACUAGUGCAUUGUCUAUUCUUUCACAAUCCGAUGGGGCGGACCAAGGGAUUUAUGCGCUUAUUAUAUUACUAUAAUGUAACACCAAACAUAAAUUAAAUAAGGUUAAAUGAAGUACAGUCAACCACUAAAAUCCAGAUAAACAUCUUAUUCAAUUUUAAUUGUUUAAACUCAGCCGAAGAUUGUUUAUUUAUUAUUUGGUCAAUUAAAAUAAUUAAACAAAGAAGUAAAGAAAAAUCACUCGACGUUCUUCCGUGUUUACAGUCUAUAUAUGUAUUUACAGUGUCCGAAAGCAAUGUAGAAAUAAAAUGAAAUAAAAAUUACCGAAAUAAUUGUUAACGUGCCACGUCAAAUAAUUAUACUUUGAAAGAUUUUUAAAACGAAGUAUUAAUCAAUCCAUGUAUUCCCUUCAUUACUUAUAUUUAAUAUCAACUUUAAAUAGCGGUGCAUAGUUAUAUCUCUUUCACUCAUCAGAAAUUUUACAUUCGAUAGAAGAAAACAAAGUAUAAAACGCUUAUCUUGUAGAUUUUAUUGUCAACAGGAAAAGUUUUUGCAAAGUCUUAACUCACCUGGUUAAAAGUUCAGUUGUUAGAUUUGAAUCACUGAUACUUAAGUUGAAUUUAAAUAAUAUUUCAUAGAACAGACAUAUUUUGACCUCAUGUACCAAACAAGGGUAUAAUCGAAUAGGAGAAAUUAAACGAUGAAAAUGUUUGAUUUUUUUUUUAAACCUUUGUGUAUGUUAUUGUAGUAAUGUAAAAUUUUUGAAGAAGACUCGUAUAAGAAUUACCCACGAGCGCUGUAUCUCUUUCUUUCUCUUUAAGAUCUUUUAUAUCUGUGUAGCUGCGUAAUGAUUUAAAAGUCGAUUCAAACCAUAUAUGAUGAUUUAAAAAGAAUACCAUUCGAGAUAAGAAUGAACUCUGUGCUAUUAAACAGCUAAGACUUUAUCCCCAAAAACAUUAAUUACUUUCACAUGACAUACAAAUUGGUUUUUUUACCUAGUUUUCUAUUUGUAAUGUUUCAUAUUGCCUUCAAAGCGUAAGGAUGAAUCUCGAAAAAAAAAAUGUGUAUCAAACCAAAUUUUUUUAUAGUCCCCCUAAUUUGAAGCCAAAAAAUGGCCAAUAAAAAGUUUUUAAGCCUCUUAAGGCAAAAACCCUUGCAGAAUGAUUUUAAACUUUUAUCUAUUGAUUUCAAAGAGAGAGAUAUGACAAAGUUUAUUGAAACUCUGUUUAUUAAUUUGUUCAUAUAAAUAGUGAAUUAUAUAGAUGAUAGCAUCUAUAACAACAAUUUGUGUUUACUUUGAAAAUAAUAUUUUAUCUUUAUAAUAUUCUAGUUCGAGGUAAAAUCCAAUGAUACAAUAUUGUAAUGUAAUUAUAAUACUGUAAGAUUUUGAAAACGAAAAAGUCUUUUAAUUUUUUUUUUUAAUUGUAAGCAAUUUCUAUGAGAUUUUAUUAAAUACUAGAUUCUGUCCGCGGCCUCAUGUGCAUGUGAGAAGGCAGGUGAAAAGUCAUUGUCAUUUACUGCGUUAACAAAUUUGAUGAUAUUAUAAAGUAUAAUCAUGAAGUAAAUCAUGUUUGAUAUUUUGAUGUGGCGUGUUAACAUAAAUUUAACUUACGAAUGUAAUUAAAGAACAACAACAAUAUAUGAUUAACAGAAUUUCUAGAAGCAAUAAGUACUGGCUAGCAACAAUAGUUUUAUACGUUUUGUAUUUGACCGUUAAUAGACUAAGCAUUGAAUAAUUUUUAAAGUGUAAAAUCCACACUGAUUGCCUGGUUCAGUUGAUGUUGUCGGAUAAACGUUUAUGGCGGUUCAUUGAGUAAAAGAGUAUAGUGGAAAUGGCAUUAAUAUUAUUUUAUAUACAUUUAUGGAGGGAGGAAAUACAGAGUAGUAUAUAAACAGAGACAGAAUUAUACGAAAGGUAACUUUACAUAAAGGGUGUG
Molecule: messenger RNA, 5031 nt
Organism: Vanessa atalanta (red admiral)
Lineage: Eukaryota; Metazoa; Arthropoda; Insecta; Lepidoptera; Nymphalidae
Gene: Nelf-A
Product: negative elongation factor A
Exons: 11
Coding region: 1-1740 (579 amino acids)
Biological process (GO): negative regulation of transcription elongation by RNA polymerase II
Cellular component (GO): NELF complex
Source: RefSeq, a predicted model, not a curated record